UGAUCUUUUCUCAAGUUUUAUUAAUACGGAGUAAAUUUUUUGCCUGUAAAAAAAACCCCUAGGCAGGGAAGAGGGUGCGGGAGAGGGCGACAUAUAACCAGAGACACAAUUCAAACAAAGAUCGGAAUCGUUUAGCUUUUUUCAAUUUUUCCUCGCAGUGAGUUCUUGUGUUGGUUUGAAUUUUGCUGCUUGUUUAUUUUCUGAGAGAUAAUAACAGUAAUCAUCAUCAUCAUCUUCUUCUUCGCAAUCGUUUAGCUUAUUCAUCCUCGGUUUUAUAUAUAAAGAAAAGAUAAAGAAAAGAUGAACAACAACAGCACGAUAACUUUUCGCCAAACCCUCUUUCCAAAUCCACAACGGGGCCGAUGUAUCUGUUUUCGCACUGUUAAUUGGAAGGCGGGUGCAUAUGGGAUGGCGGGUGCAAAUGGGACUGUCAGUUUCUACUCAAUUCCAUUUGAUUUUUUUGGUGAUGGAGGAGACGACGACGACGACGUAGUUAACUCCUCAAAUCCAGAUGUAGAAGGUCUCUUGCCGUUUUACGAGGGCACUGAUUUCCCAAUAUCUUCCACACUUUCUUCCGUUGGGUCUUCUCUAUUUGUUGUCGGAGAUAGUAAGGAAUGUAUGCGCCCCAGCUUAACAACAUUCAAGAUUUACCAGUUCGAUACAACAGCACCUGCUGAUGGCUGGCGUGCUAUAAGCAUGCUUACCCCCAGAACAUCUCCUCAAACCGUAGUCAUGGAUGGGAAGCUUUAUGUCUUUUUUGGUGGUCCUUAUGCUCCAUUCGCUGAGAUGUUUGAUCCUUGCUCGAUAUCGUCCACUUCUGUGCCAUUGCCUCCACCCCCAGUUUGGCUGACCAAUGGUUGGUGGCACAUGGUAAUUGCGGCCCUUCAGCCCUCCAAGAAGAUUUUAGUGGCGUCAUCGGAUUUUGCCUUAGUGUACAACGUCGUGGAUCAUGUUUGGGAAGAUUUUGAUCAUGUAAUUGACUUCUCCGACGCACAAGUUCAAGGUCAAGCAGCUGUGGUUCGAAACAGUACCCUUUUGUGUUGGUGUACUAAAGACAGAGCGGAGGUUCAUGCCUAUGAUUUGGUUCUCAGAAGGUGGUUUCAAUCUCCUAUAAAUGGGUUGGACAGGCUAGGACCAGAUGAACCGAGCAUCUAUCUCCCGCUGUUCCCGCUUGAUGACAACCACCUCUGCUUCUUGUGGGAGAAGAUGGGUUACGAGGGUACUAUUUUGCCUCUCGUCCACUGUACCAAAAUUCAAGUUUCACUCUACAAGGGUGCUGGGGGUGAAUACAGACUUGAUGUUGUUGUUGUCGCCUCCCAAUCUUAUGUGCUGCAUGAACGAAAUGAAACUAUCCUCGAUGCCCAUGUUUUUCUUGGAGAGGAGGAUGAAGGUGGAGAGAAGGGCAGUGGACUGGGUUGUCAUGACCAUGGUGGAAGGACUUUGGAACGUUGCGGUUAUGCGGGCGGCGGCAGAAUUGCUAUAGGUAUUGCACCCUUCAAGAUGUGCUUUAAGUGCUGGCUUCCAGGACAUAUGGAAAAGGACUGCAAAGGUCAACCUUGUUCCAAGUGUCGGGAAUUUGGACAUAUGGGAAAGGACUGCAAAGGUAUACCUUGGUACGUUGGAGGUGGGCAGAAUGUUAGCAGCAGUGGCGGCCAACCCUCCUUAUUAAGAAGUGGGUGAAACAUGUUUCUUCGCGUUGUAACUAAGUAUUGCUGUCUCUGCUUAGUUUUGUUAGUAGGUGAACCUGCGUGAUGGUACUUUGGUUUUUGAGGAUUGCUAUAUAAGGUCUCCUCUCUGGUAGGGUUCGGCAUUGAAUGUUUCUGAACGUCUUAUGGAAACCCCUUUUUUGCUUUGAUUUAA
Molecule: messenger RNA, 1860 nt
Organism: Rhododendron vialii
Lineage: Eukaryota; Viridiplantae; Streptophyta; Magnoliopsida; Ericales; Ericaceae
Exons: 2
Coding region: 301-1680 (459 amino acids)
Molecular function (GO): protein binding; nucleic acid binding; zinc ion binding
Source: RefSeq, a predicted model, not a curated record